Molecule: messenger RNA, 864 nt
Organism: Fusarium vanettenii 77-13-4
Lineage: Eukaryota; Fungi; Ascomycota; Sordariomycetes; Hypocreales; Nectriaceae
Exons: 1
Coding region: 1-864 (287 amino acids)
Source: RefSeq, a predicted model, not a curated record
AUGGCUGGUCACGCAGGUAAAAUUGUCACCAAGGAGGAGGAAGAGCAGCACGUCAAGGAUAUGCUCAACCGGGACUAUCCACGGACCGAAGAGAUGCGGUCACGCGUUGACGCUCUGGUCAAGGACCCAUCGGCGGCCGAGAAGCUCAAAGCCUGGUACUCUGGCUUCUGCAAGCGUCCAACCUUCCACCCCGAAUACCUCUCCCUCUUCAACGAGUCAAACGUUUCGCUCAUUGAUACAGAUGGUAAGGGUAUUGAGGCGUGCACUCCUAAUGGCGUCAUAGCCAAUGGCCGGGAACACGAACUUUAUGUCCUCGUUCUUGCCACAGGCUACACUGUUGGACUUGUCGAUGCUUGUCCUUCUUCAGCCCCCAAUGCGACUCUGACGGGGCGUGAUGACAAGCAUCUCAAGGACAAGUGGGAAGGACCAGACUAUGGUCCCCUUUACGGUGCCAUGACGGAGGGGCUUCCAAACCUUUUCUUUGCGUCUGGUAACGGGAGCACCGUGUCUCAGAACGCGCAUAGCUUCUAUAACCUCCUCACGCGACUAAUUGCACACGUUGUCAAAGAAACCAUCAUCCAUGCAGAAGACCAAGCCAGGGCAACAGUUGAAGUUCAGAAGAGCUCUGAGGAUGCGUGGUCCGAAGAGAUUGCCAAGCGAGCCCGAUGGUUUGCUGCCUUUCCCACCUGCACCCCAGGAUACCUGACUGAUGAAGGGAUGAUUCAAUCGCAAGGCAGCCUCACCGAAGAGGAGGAGCAUGAAAUCGCCAAGAGGUCUUACUGGGGCGAAGGUAUCCUCAGUUUCCAGGAGGUUGUCCAUGGAUGGAUGCAGGAGGGAAAACUAGAAGGAUUGGUCAUUGCGUGA